This is a messenger RNA of Oncorhynchus nerka (sockeye salmon), 3439 nucleotides long. Its product is annotated as cornifin-B-like. The transcript is spliced from 4 exons. Bases 1359 to 2006 code for a protein of 215 amino acids. The record is from RefSeq and is a predicted model, not a curated record. NCBI's taxonomy places the organism in Eukaryota, Metazoa, Chordata, Actinopteri, Salmoniformes, Salmonidae.
CAGCCCCCUCUCUCUCUCCCCUCCAGUGGUGGGUCUUGAUAUCCAGGAUGAGAUAGGUCAUCAUGAGGUGGGGCACAUAGACAACUCCAUGAAGGUUCCUCUCAACCAUGGAUAUGGUUGUCGCUUCGAGGGAAAAUAAGGAGACACUGCUGACCCCCAUUACACAGACCUCUGAUCAAGAUGGCGCCGACAGAGAUGGUCCUUAAAAAACUAUGCAGUUGUUCUGUUUUUUUUUUUUUGGUAUUAUUUCUGACAUUGUUAGCCUAGAAAACCUCACGUCUUAUUACACACACAGCAGGGAAGAAUUAUUAUAAAAGAGAUGUCAACCCCCCCCCCCCUCCCCAAACAGAUCCCUCGACGGCCCUGAAAGACCUUCACUGGACUCUAUGUAAACUGGAAACCAUACAUCCUGAGGUGGCAUUUAUUGUAGCUGGGGAUUUUAACAAAGCCAAGAAUUUAGGAAGUUUUUAGGUUCUAUCAGCAUAUCAAAUGCACAACGAUUUUUCUGGAUCAUUGCUACUCGAACUUCCGCGAUGCAUCCAAAGCCCUUCGGCAAAUCCGACCACGAUUCCAUUUUGUUGCUCCCAGCCUAUAGACAGAAACUAAAACAGGAAACGCCCGUGCUCAGGUCAAUACAACACUGGUCUGACCAAGCCGCGUCCUCAGAGGAUGCGCAGACCAGCUGGCUGGUGUGUUUACGGACAUAUUCAACCAAUCCCUAUCCCAGUCUGUUGUCUCAACAUGCUUCAAGAUGGCCACCAUUGUUCCUGUUCCCAAGAAAGCUCAGGUCCACAGACGAUGCAAUCGGCAUCACACUGCACACUGCCCUAUCCCAUCUGGACACGUCAGAAUGCUGUUCUUUGACUACACAGGGUCUCGACUGGGUCCUGGAAUUUCUGACAGGCCGCCCCAAGGUAGUGAAGGUAGGAAACAACAUCUCCACCCCGCUGAUCCUCAACACUGGGGCCCCACAAGGGUGCGUUCUCAGCCCUCUCCUGUACUCCCUGUUCACCCACGACUGCGUGGCCAUGCACCAACCUCAGGAGGCUGAAGAAAUUUGGCUUGUCACCUAAGACCCUCAAACUUUUACAGAUGCACAAUUGACAGCAUCCUGUCGGGCUGUAUCACCGUCUGGUAUGGCAACUGCUCCGCCCCCAACCGUAAGGCUCUCCAGAGGGUAGUGAGGUCUGCACAACGCAUCACCGGGAGCAAACUACCUGCCCUCCAGGACACCUACAGGACCCGAUGUCACAGGAAGGCCAAAAAGAUCAUCAAGGACAUCAACCACCCGAGCCACUGUCUGUUCACCCCGCUAUCAUCCAGAAGGCGAGGAGUACGUAGCCUAUAGCCACACAGGAAUGAUUAUCCCAGCUAUCUGGUAUCGCUAUGACCUCAGUCCAAUCACAGUCAAGUACACAGAGAAGAGACAACCCUUCUACUGGUUCAUAACUAUGAUCUGUGCCAUCACAGGGGACGUUCACGGUAGCAGGCAUCAUAGACUCCUGUAUAUUCACAGCCUCCGAGGCCUGGAAGGAGAUCCAGAUAGGAAAGAUGUCCUGAGGACGUAUCACUACGCUGUCCCGAGGAUGUAUCACUACGCUGUCCCGAGGACGUGUCACUACGCUGUCCCGAGGACGUGUCACUACGCUGUCCCGAGGACGUGUCACUACGCUGUCCCGAGGACGUGUCACUACGCUGUCCCGAGGACGUGUCACUACGCUGUCCCGAGGACGUGUCACUACGCUGUCCCGAGGACGUGUCACUACGCUGUCCCGAGGACGUGUCACUACGCUGUCCCGAGGACGUGUCACUACGCUGUCCCGAGGACGUGUCACUACGCUGUCCCGAGGACGUAUCACUACGCUGUCCCGAGGACGUAUCACUACGCUGUCCCGAGGACGUGUCACUACGCUGUCCCGAGGACGUGUCACUACGCUGUCCUGAGGACGUAUCACUACGCUGUGACGAGGACAUAUCACUACGCUGUCCUGAGGACGUGUUUCUAGCAUCCAGAAGGGUGCAUCUCAAUAGUCUACAGGCCUCCUCUCCUUCACCUGCUAGAAUAAGAAUAAUAUAUACCUUUUAGCUGACAGUCUUUUCCAAAGCAUUCAUGGUACACAUUUUUUAUUUAUGGGAGGCCCCAACGGGAAUCGAACCCACCAUCCUGGUAUUAGAAGUGCCAUGCUCUACCCACUGAGGCAUACAUUCCUUCAUCUGUCAGAGCAGAUUAAGGCAAGGAGACAAGGAGACAAGACUUUAUACAAUUGAGAUAGAGACUGGCAUUAUAUUUCCCCGUACGACAACGGGAUGGUCGACUGUAGGAACAUUAAAGUUGUGCCUUUAGGUUUGUGACCUAAAUGUCGUGUCUCACAAAUGUACAUCAAGUGUCUUUUCAGCGUUCUGUAAAUGUGAUUUUCUUAUUGUCAUUUCUUAAUGCUGAAUCUGUCACGGUAUUGGCUGAAUUAUAGACCAGCAACAACGUUGCCAAUCAGCGGUCAGUGUUUUCUGCCCCGCCUCCACUCCUUUUUCCUAGAAUGUUUCCCACAAUGCAUUGUGACUGACCGUACUGUCUGUUCAGUGUCUCAUCCUUCUGUUCUGACAUUGUUUUUUCAUUCACACAUUUUGUUUUUGUUUCUGGAACAUUUUUAAAGGAUUCGUAUGUCUUAUUUUUUUGCCAAAAAAGAAUAGUCACUUCUUAGUUUCGUAUUAUAUUUGACACUGUCUGUAUGUAAAUGUGUUGUGUUCUUUUGAUUUGAAAUGGAUAACAAUUCGGUAUUAUCCGUUUGGCCUUGUUUCUGUGGGAAGGGAACUGUUUUUAGUUAGGGUGACAUUUGGGAUAUAGCCCCUUCUAUUGCCAAUGUAGUGCAUGACUUUUUAGACCAGGGCCCAUAAAGCUAUCAUCAAAGUAGUGCACUACACAGGGAAUAGGGUGCCAUUUGGGAUUCGGAUGACAUUUGGGAUAUAGCCCCUUCUAUCGCCAAUGUAGUGCAUGACUUUUUAGACCAGGGCCCAUAAAGCUAUCAUCAAAGUAGUGCACUACACAGGGAAUAGGGUGCCAUUUGGGAUUCCCAUUCAAGAUGUUCUUUAUCAAUGGUCUCAUCGCUACCAUGCCAACUAAGAUGAAGGCCAUUGAAGUCUUUGUUAAAACUGGUAUUUCUGGACUAGGUCAGACAUGUUCCUGUUAUGAAAGAAUCCGAUGACAUCACUGAAACAACCCGUUGUACUUACCAGUACAGUUACCGUAGCAACCGCGGUGUUCUAGGUCCUACUUCCUCAUGACAACAGACAAGCACUGACCUCAGACUACUCAGGCGCCUUCCUUUUAGAGACGGAUCUAGUUACUCACUGUCCUUACCCAAUCGGCCUGGAAUAUUCCAAGCCAAUGAAAACGUGUUGCAUAAAACUGACACUAUUAUUUAUAAAAAAAAUUUUAUACAGA